Thalassophryne amazonica is the source of this 4862-nucleotide messenger RNA. RefSeq names its product aryl hydrocarbon receptor nuclear translocator-like 2 (gene bmal2). The coding region runs from base 357 to 2261 and encodes 634 amino acids. Gene Ontology annotation, cellular component: nucleus; cytoplasm; transcription regulator complex. Lineage: Eukaryota; Metazoa; Chordata; Actinopteri; Batrachoidiformes; Batrachoididae. The record is from RefSeq and is a predicted model, not a curated record. Gene Ontology annotation, biological process: regulation of transcription by RNA polymerase II. Gene Ontology annotation, molecular function: DNA-binding transcription factor activity, RNA polymerase II-specific; protein dimerization activity; RNA polymerase II cis-regulatory region sequence-specific DNA binding. The transcript has 17 exons.
AGGAGGAGACUUUUUCCUGCCUUCCUUGUUUUCUCUGCUCUCCAACAACAGCCAGCAGCCACCUUUCAUUCCCUUUUCUUCUUUACUGACUGAGCCAUCAGACAUUUGUGCAUCAUUGUGCCCCUCAGCCGAGCCACUGACACAGCACCGUGACCGCCCCGCAGUAUUUUCCCGCUUCAUCCAUGUACCGGAGUCGGCGCACCGGCUACAGCCAUGUAGGACGGGCGCGCAGAGGCUGGCGGCGGUGACAUAGCGGCAGGAGAACCGGCAGGUAAUUCCAGCGCUACUACGGACGCUUGUUUACUGGUGUCCGGGUAGAUCAAAGCCAGUGCAGUUCAGUUUGUCUGCCAAGUUUGAUGACCCCAUCCCCAGCAGUUAGCAUGUCCCUGAGCAUGGAGAUGCCCAGGAAGCGUAAGGGCAGUGUGGACAAUCAGGAAACAAAAUCUGCCUCCAUUCUUGAUGCAAAUAUGGAAGAUGAUCAAAAUGGGUACUGUACAAGUUCCAGUUUCUUAGAUGGCCAUCUAUGUUUUUGUUUACUGCUGCAUUGCAAGACACCAGUUUUUCUGCUCUACAGGUCAGAGGGAGAAGACCAACAUGCCAAAAUUAAGUACUUCAGGGAGCCCCACAGCCAAAUUGAGAAGAGAAGACGGGACAAAAUGAACAAUCUCAUUGACAAGUUAUCAGCCAUGAUCCCGACUUGUAACUCCAUGUCCCGCAAAAUGGACAAACUCACUGUGCUCAGGAUGGCUGUGCAACAUCUCAGAUCGCUGAAAGGUUCAACAAGCUCUUUUUCUGAAGGCACCUGUAAGCCUUCAUUCCUUCCUGAUGAAGAGCUCAAACAACUUGUUCUCAAGGUUGCAGAGGGGUUCCUGUUUGUAGUGAGUUGUGAUCGUGGAAAAAUAGUCUUCGUUUCAGAGUCCAUCACGAAGAUAUUAAAUUAUGGUCAGGAAGAGCUGAUUGGACAGAGUCUCUUUGACUACAUACACCCUAAGGACAUUGGAAAAGUGAAGGAGCAGCUCUCAGCUUCUGAACUGUACCCUCGUGAACGUUUAAUAGAUACUAAAACUGGUCUGCAGGUCCAGGCUAACCCCCCAGUUGGUGCGACACGACUGUGUUCAGGUGCACGGCGCUCUUUCUUCUGCCGCAUGAAGUGCAACAAAGUUUGUGUCAAAGUGGAAAAGGAAUUCCAGCCCAGCACCUCCAAAAAGAAAGAGACACAGAAGUACUGCACGGUGCACUAUACAGGCUACAUGCGCAGCUGGCCAACCAUGCAGUUAGGAGCUGAGGGGGAGGGCGAGGCAGACAAGCAAGAGAACGCCGAUUUCAACUGCCUGGUCGCAGUGGGCCGUGUUCACUCCCACUCAUCUCCACAGAUCAACGGAGAGGUCCGUGUUAAACCCACUGAGUUCAUCACACGCUACGCCAUGGAUGGCAAAUUCACCUUUGUCGAUCAGAGAGCCACCACCAUUCUUGGCUAUCUUCCCCAAGAACUGCUUGGGACGUCAUGUUAUGAAUAUUUCCACCAAGAUGAUUUACCGCAUUUAGCUGAUAGACAUCGCAAGGUGCUGCGGAGUAAAGACAAAAUAGAGACGAAUUGCUACAAGUUCAAAACAAAAUACGGCUCUUUUGUCACUCUUCAGAGUCAGUGGUUUAGUUUUAUAAAUCCCUGGACCAAAGAAGUAGAAUACAUAGUGUCAACUAAUACAGUUAUGUCGCAUGACUACAGUCAAACAAAUCGGACAGGAAACAAAUCUGAACAGUCAAGUAAUUCCAAAACUUCAGAAGAAGAUAGUAAGAACUCUCUUCCUGUUACUCCGGGUAUCUCCAAUACGUGUGGAACUAUGAUUUAUGCUGGAAGCAUUGGGACCCAGAUCGCCAGUGAGCUCCUAGAUUACAACAGGUUGAACCCAUCACCUGCGAGCAGCACUGUCAGCCCUUUCAGCCUCCAGCAGGACAAAUCUCCACAAACUCCCAACCAGUUGCCAAAGGGAGAGAUAGCAAACAUGGAGAUUCCAGGAAAGUCCAGCUCAGAGGUUGAGCCUCAGGGACCUGCAUUCUCAAGAGGAGAAACAGGAGCGGGGAAUUCCCAUCUGGAUUUGGACACCGUGGUUGGACCAAGCCUUGGAUGUCUUAACAGUGAUGAAGCAGCCAUGGCAGUGAUCAUGAGCCUCUUGGAGACGGAUACAAACUUGGAAGGCAGAUAUGCCUCUAAAGCCUUACAGCAGAUUGCCAGCCCUUUCCUCAUGUAUGCUGUUGUCUAAAACUGAAGAGUAUCAUCAAGGUUGAUGAACACAAAUGACUUGAAGUACAACAGCUUGAGAAUCCUACUUCUAUUUAUCCUCCUUCAUUUUUGCAAAGGUUGGGAGUUCAUGCAAAAAAAAAAACUCACUGAAUCAGUUAACUAUUUUAAAGAAUUUGUACGUUGAUGGGUUAAUUUACGUGUAAUUAAUAUACAAGGAAGAUACCGUAAUAGCCUGGCCAUCUUUGGGACCCCUCAGGAUCCAAACCAUAGGGAGCCAGUCUAAUACUCUAGACCAUACUUGAAUAACCUCUGUUUGUGCAUCACCUGAUGGUAGUGCCACUCACAUUUUCACUUAACCUAUAUGUGUCAUUGUUUUCCAGAUGAAACUGCCCAGAAACAUCUUCUCUAAUAUACUGCACUUGAACGUAUUUUAUAUUUGUAAAAUUGGUAUGAUUCCAAACACUAUGUUUUCAGGCCAUAUAGGAUUUCCUUAUAAAGCUAUUGGUAGCCACUGGCAUUAAUGUUGAACAUGAUUUAGCAGAUAAUGCUUGUUUUUCUAAUCUAUUCUUUUUUUUAUGAUAUGUAAUACUUUUUUGAAGAGCAGCUGUUUUCAUAGUUCACCAUUCGUGAAUUACGGAUACAUGAACACUACUGCUAAUAAGCCAUAUUUAUACAGCCUGAAAGGGUAGUGUAUACAUGCUAAAAUUGGAGUUUGGGAGCUUUGGCAUAAGUUCGAAGCCAUUUCACUUCUGACAUUUCAAAAAUACAUGCUUUGGGCAAUUCCAUGAGACUGUCACAUCCGUUACCACUUUAAAUGGUUCUGCUGUGCUCUCACCACGUCCCGGAGAAUUAGGGUUUGUCCGUUAUUUCUUCAUCCUUUGGAGGUUAAGAAGUCUCUGGGACCACGAUAUCACAGCACUACCAUUGGAAGCAGUAAGGGAUGUGACAGUGUCAUGGAAUUACCCUUUUAGUUUUAAUUUAUCACCAUUUAUCCAUGCCUGAUAUCCCUAAUCAGACUUGUUCAGCAAUCAGGGUAUGAGAUGCAAGCCCAUGAUCAACCAGCUACAAGCAAACUGGGUGAGAAACAGGCAUUGUGGACAGGAAGUUGUGCAGUACAGAAGGUCCCAAGGAGCAAGGCUAACAAUUGCAGUUUUAGGUUGAGCUCCAAAUACAGUCAAACUACCUGCCUGUGUUCAUGGACAAGACACUUCAUCUACAUUGUCCCAGUACACCCAGCUGUAAAUGAGCACCAGUGUCAUGCACAAUAUUAUCCCACAGUCUAUAUUUUGCUACGGAAACUCACUCCCACCCACCCCCAAACAGAAAUAUGGACCCAUCUGUUUACAUGAUAAAGACUUAUUGCUAAGAUCCACCAAUGAUGCUGUGUAACAGAAUACUGCUAUUGAUGGUGAUGAUGCCACCAAACUAAACUAUAACCCAAGGAAAACUGAAAAAAGUUUAACUUAACAUUCUGUAUAUAGAAGGUUAAGAAAAGGUUGGGUUUGAUAUUUUCAUUUCAUGGACUUACAAAAAUCAUAAUUUUUUUUUGCCCUAAAUACUAUGGCCAACAUGCAUUACUGUCUCAUCAAAAUCAUAUUUAUCACCCGGGUUCAUAUUCCACAUGGGGGGGGUCCAUAUUUAAAAUCUGACACCAGCUUUGAAGAAGUAAUCUGCAAAGAACUGGCUUCCUAUGAAACUGGGAGUCAUAGACUCCCAUGCACUUCAUGCUACAGUAUCUGGUGAUAAGCAUUGGCACCAGUGGGCCUUAUGGCAUGUAUGAGAUUUCCUUUUGAAUACAGAAAUGGUUGUGAUUACUCAGGGAGUGGCGGAAAACAGAGCUGCCCCAUGCAAACAUGCUGUGACACUGGUUGUACCACCUGUGACAGUAUUUUUAACCUCAAUUUUAAGAUUUUAUAUACAUCCAUACAAACUGUUGUAAUAUUUGUAUGAAUUGGAAUUAGACUGUGCUUUUUGGAGAAACUUGUUCACCCAUGUAUUUGCAUUUUAACACUUACUGUAAAAUGCAUGUAAGCCAUAUAUUUAACUUGGUGUUUAGGUUUAUUAUUAUGUACUUCCAUGCAUUCAAAGUUUCAAAAUCUGUUAAAUGUCUUUGUCAGUGGCACGCAAUGUUAUCAUGCAGCAUGGAAUUGUUUUGUGCAGCAUUCCAAAAUGGAUCACUUCACCCAAGUCAUGAAAACAUAUUGCUUGCAAUCAUUAUAUUAGAAGUUCAGGAUUUGUGAUGUCCAUUUUACCUCUUCUGUUAACAGUGCUGGCCAAGUGGUUAGUGUGCUUAGUUUCAGUGCUGAAGGUUCUCGGUUCAAACCCCACUCCUGCCACAUGUCUCCAUGUUAUGUGGUGUUGCAUCAGGAAGAGCGUCCGGUGUACAAAAAAAUCAAACAGGCAGAUCCACCAUUGAUCUGCUGUGGUGACCACGAGUGAAAAACAUGGGAGCAGCCAAAGGGACUUACUUUUAUUAACAGUACUGCAAACUAAAUUGCGUUUACCUACCAGGGUUUUGGCAGCCUGGGAACCAGAUGAGUCACAUUUGAGAAUUCAGCUGGGUGUGCCAGGGUAGGGUAUUGGAGGUUUAUGGUGGAAAUCAUCAAUCGUGAUCUCAAAA